AUGCAAGUCUGUCAACAUCAUCGUUUUGAAUGUAUUCAAGUUACAUAUCGUAAUAGUCACAAAUGUAUAACAAAUUUCAAUCGUCUAACCACAGUUGCUCAUAUCAUCGAUGCUCUACUUGAUGAUUUAGCUGAAAAACAGAAUUUUACUAUCAAUGAUUGUUGUCUCUAUGUUGAACAUCCACCUUAUUUAUAUCCAUUGAAAUCAACUGACUUCAUUCAAGAUAUUCUUUUACGUUAUGCUUCAUCGAACAUCCGAUUUAAAUUAUCCUUCAAACGCAAUUCAUCUCCAUCUCGUUUUGCUCAACGAAAGAAGCUCCUUCGAACGCCGGUACAACGACCUAUCCUGACGAAUGCAUAUGAACAGUUGAAAAUACAAGAAUCAUUGAUCCGUAAACAACAUGAAAUUAUCAGUCAAUUACGAAGUACAAAUUUAUCAAAUAAUUAUUCUUUAUCAUCAAAUUAUGCCAAUUAUUUUGACUGGGUUACACGCACGGAUGAUUGUGAUAUCGAUAGUGAUGAUAGCAGAAGUGCAUCAGAUAUGAUUCCAAUUUGUCGACGACAAUCUCGACAAGAUGAAUAUCAUCAAGCCAUCAAUCAGCAUACGACUAAUUCAACUCGCUCCUUGUCACGUGUUCGUUUUCGUACCUCGACCGUACAGAGUUCACCAUCGACAGUCACUUCCGAAGUGAAAAGUAUUCUAAAAAAGAUUUCAUCCAAUCCACGAACAACAAGUGUCGAUCGCACACAUUCCACAAGAAAACAACGAACAACUACGACGAAAUAUACAUCGGAUGACGAUGAUCUAUCCGAUCGUAGUACGACGGAUUCUUGUAUAGGUUCGUUAUCAUCGGACGAUAGUAAUAGUUACACGAUCAAUCAACAUCAUUUGGAGACACUCGUGUAA
Messenger RNA from Adineta ricciae, 906 nucleotides. The record is from the annotation of a GenBank genome assembly. Lineage: Eukaryota; Metazoa; Rotifera; Eurotatoria; Adinetida; Adinetidae.